CGCCUUUUCUGGAACGCUGAGCUGCUGAGCGGGCCGGCGGCCAUCUUGUGAAGCGGAGAAGAAGGAGGUGGCUGCUCUGGGCUCCGGGAAGCCGUUCGGGCUGGGGCUGCCGGCCGCGGGGCGGAGGCACUCGCGCGGGGGGUAACUCGGGUCUGGGUUCGGGUGCCGCGCAGCUCUCGCCGAUGAAAUAGGAAGAACUUCUGUCAGUAACGGUUGCGCAAAAGAGGUUUUUAGAUAUCCCUGCCUAAAACGCAGUGACUAUCUUCCAUUUCUCUGAUCUUCUGCCUGGCCAUCUAAAAGUUGGUUUUAAUUGGUUGCCCACAGGAUUGACUUGACCUCUACUUCUUGUUAAGAAAAUACAUCUCUUGUUUUAUCAGGUGUGUGUGGUUUCAGCGCAGCAUGGCUGUGGUCAUCCGUUUGCAAGGUCUCCCAAUUGUGGCGGGGACCAUGGACAUUCGCCACUUCUUCUCUGGAUUGACCAUUCCUGAUGGGGGCGUGCAUAUUGUAGGGGGUGAACUGGGUGAGGCUUUCAUCGUUUUUGCCACUGAUGAAGAUGCAAGGCUUGGUAUGAUGCGCACAGGUGGUACAAUUAAAGGGUCAAAAGUAACACUGUUGUUGAGUAGUAAAACGGAAAUGCAGAAUAUGAUUGAACUGAGUCGUAGGCGUUUUGAAACUGCCAACCUAGAUAUACCACCGGCAAAUGCUAGUAGAUCAGGACCGCCACCUAGCUCAGGAAUGAGUGGCAGGGUGAACUUGCCUACAACAGUACCCAACUUUAAUAAUCCUUCACCCAGUGUAGUUACUGCCACCACUUCUGUUCAUGAAAGCAGCAAAAACAUACAGACAUUUUCCACAGCCAGCAUAGGAACGGCUCCUCCAAAUAUGGGGGCUUCCUUUGGGAGCCCAACGUUUAGCUCAACUGUUCCGAGCACAGCCUCUCCAAUGAACACAGUCCCACCUCCACCAAUUCCUCCAAUCCCAGCGAUGCCAUCUUUGCCGCCAAUGCCGUCUAUUCCCCCAAUACCAGUUCCUCCUCCGGUACCUACAAUGCCUCCUGUGCCUCCUGUGCCCCCAAUCCCCCCAGUCCCUUCUGUGCCACCCAUGACCCCGCUGCCACCCAUGUCAGGCAUGCCACCUUUGAACCCGCCACCUGUGGCACCUCUACCUGCUGGAAUGAAUGGCUCUGGAGCGCCUGUGAAUCUGAACAAUAACCUGAACCCUGUGUUUCUGGGUCCAUUGAAUCCUGUUAAUCCUGUCCAGCUGAACUCGCAAAGCAGUGUGAAACCACUUCCCAUCAACCCUGAUGAUCUGUAUGUCAGUGUGCAUGGAAUGCCCUUUUCUGCAAUGGAAAAUGAUGUCCGAGAUUUUUUCCAUGGGCUCCGUGUUGAUGCGGUGCAUUUGUUGAAAGAUCAUGUAGGUCGAAAUAAUGGGAAUGGAUUGGUUAAGUUUCUCUCCCCUCAAGAUACAUUUGAAGCUUUGAAACGAAACAGAAUGCUGAUGAUUCAACGCUAUGUGGAAGUUAGUCCUGCCACAGAGAGACAGUGGGUAGCUGCUGGAGGCCAUAUCACUUUUAAGCAAAGUAUAGGACCUUCUGGACAAACCCAUCCCCCUCCUCAGCCACUUCCCAGGUCAAAAUCGCCCAGUGGGCAGAAAAGGUCAAGGUCAAGAUCACCACAUGAGGCUGGUUUUUGUGUUUACUUGAAAGGGCUGCCAUUUGAAGCAGAAAACAAACAUGUUAUUGAUUUUUUUAAAAAGUUGGAUAUUGUGGAAGAUAGUAUUUAUAUUGCUUAUGGACCCAAUGGGAAAGCAACGGGUGAAGGCUUCGUAGAGUUCAGGAAUGAGGCUGACUAUAAGGCUGCUCUGUGUCGUCAUAAACAAUACAUGGGUAAUCGCUUUAUUCAAGUUCAUCCAAUUACCAAGAAAGGUAUGCUAGAAAAGAUAGAUAUGAUUCGAAAAAGACUGCAAAACUUCAGCUAUGACCAGAGGGAAAUGAUGUUAAAUCCGGAGGGGGAUGUCACCUCUGCCAAAGUCUGUGCCCAUAUAACAAAUAUUCCCUUCAGCAUUACCAAGAUGGAUGUUCUUCAGUUCCUAGAAGGAAUCCCAGUGGAUGAAAAUGCUGUACAUGUUCUUGUUGAUAACAAUGGGCAAGGUCUAGGACAGGCAUUGGUUCAGUUUAAAAAUGAAGAUGAUGCACGUAAGUCUGAACGCUUACACCGUAAAAAACUUAAUGGGAGAGAAGCUUUUGUUCAUGUAGUUACUUUAGAAGAUAUGAGAGAGAUUGAGAAAAAUCCUCCUGCCCAAGGAAAAAAGGGGUUAAAGAUGUCUGUGCCAGGUAAUCCUGCAGUGCCAGGAAUUCCCAAUGUGGGAAUGCCCAAUGCGGGAUUGCCCAGUUCAGGAAUGCCCAGUGCGGGACUGCCUAAUGCGGGAAUGCCCAAUGCAGGAAUGCCUGCUGCGGGAAUGCCUGCUGCGGGAAUGCCCAAUGCAGGAAUUCCCAGUGCAGGCAUGCCUGCUGCGGGAAUGCCUGGUGUGGGAAUGCCUGGUGCGGGAAUUCCCAGUGCAGGAGGUGAAGAGCAUGCCUUCUUGGCUGUAGGAUCUAAGGAGGCCAACAGUGGGCCUCCAUUUAACUUUCCUGGUAAUUUUGGUGGGUCAAAUGCCUUUGGACCACCACUCCCUCCUCCAGGAUUAGGAGGGGCCUUUGGUGAUGCUAGGCCUGGAAUGCCUUCAGUUGGAAAUAGUGGUUUGCCUGGUCUAGGACUGGAUGUUCCAGGUUUUGGAGGUGGACCAAAUAAUUUAAGUGGACCAGGAUUUGGAGGGGGCCCUCAGAAUUUUGGAAAUGGCCCUGGUAGUUUAGGUGGCCCCCCUGGCUUUGGAAGCGGGCCCCCUGGCCUUGGAAAUGCCCCUGGGCAUUUGAGUGGGCCUCCAGCCUUUGGUCCUGGCCCUGGCCCUGGCCCUGGCCCAAUCCACAUUGGUGGUCCUCCUGGCUUUGGAUCUAGUUCUGGAAAACCAGGACCAACAAUAAUUAAAGUACAGAACAUGCCCUUCACUGUGUCUAUUGAUGAGAUUUUAGAUUUCUUUUACGGUUAUCAAGUGAUCCCAGGCUCAGUGUGUUUAAAGUACAAUGAAAAAGGUAUGCCCACCGGUGAAGCUAUGGUGGCUUUCGAAUCUCGGGAUGAAGCCACAGCUGCUGUCAUUGACUUAAAUGACAGACCUAUUGGCUCUAGGAAAGUAAAACUUGUAUUAGGGUAGCUGUUCACAUCAAUUCUUCAUAGGGUAGAUAUAGUCUUCAUAGUGCUGUGAUUAAUGCAUUCAGAUUGUUUUCCUAGUGUUUCCAGGUUAGAACCUGUGGAUUGUUUCAAUUGCAUAUAGAUUGGUUUCCAUAACAUAGAGUGUUGGUUGACUGUUUACAGACGACUCACUACCGAGAUAAACAUUGCUGUAUGUUAUAGUAAAGCUGUCUCGAGAGAACACAAAAAUGAUUUUGGCUUACCAUUAGAGAAACCAUUUGUAAAACUCAAAUGACCACAUAAAGCUUAUCAAGGAGUCUAGAUUGGUUUUUGUUUUAUACCUUAUGGAUGAAGAAGAUAGAAAUGUCAAUAGAGCUCAUUAAGGGUGCUCUUGCCAGCUGCUGAAAAAUAGAAGCUGGCUACUCUUGGAAUUUGGUUCAAAGCUGGACAGAUUUGCUUUGUUAUAGGGUCAAAGCAUUGUCUAAAGUUCUCGUUUUCUUUUAAAAUUGAAUAAAAUCUCUGUAUACAGAUUCACUGUAUGUACCUUUAUUGCUUCUUGAGGGUUCUUGCUGUAUAGACAGUCCUGCUUCUGAAGUUGCUGCUUUGUUUGCCUAAUUGACUCAUUUGUAAAUGAGCAGAAUUGCUUUGUUGUUGUUUUCUAUUAUAAAACUCCACACUUGAUUUGUGCUAUAACGUUGAACUUUUAAUUUCUAUUGUCACACUUAAAACUGUGUGCAAUAAGACAUUUGCCACAAAAGUAAAACACAGAGUCCUCUACCUACCAGAGCCUUUUUGGUUUGACCGCCGAGUUGUAGUUUAGUCAGUUUAAAAACCGUACCUGUUGUUUGGACGGCAUAAAAAAACAGAAAUCACUUUUGGUAAUCAUUGUUUAAGAUGCCUAAGUUGAAAUCCUGCCCAAGAUGGACUCUAAUGUUCUGGCAAUUUCCUUCUGUCCCAAAUUUAUAUGAAAUGACUUGUAAAACUAAACAAAAAAGGGUCCAUUCGUAAGAAAGCAUCAUUAUAUAUAGGUUUUUAAAAUUGAAGUUGAAAUUGUUAGUUUUGUUAACUCUUAAUAGUGUGAUAGGAAAAGAUCCAUAAACUAGCCCAUAGAUUGAUACAUACUUAAUCCUGUUACUUGGAGGCUUUUUGGUCUAGUUGUUUGAUCAGGAGCCUGUUUACAAAAAUUCUAAGGAGUACAAGUGCCGCUGCUAGAUGGGAGAGAAUUGAGACUCCUUGCCCUUUCAUACUUUGGCAUUCAGGACACCAAGGCAGGAGGACCACAUGGGUUCUGGUUGGUGAGUGUCCUUGUCAUGAAAACAUUUGCCUUACAACGUCAGACUCACUGCUGCAAAAGGCUCUACUUAUGGUUACUUUUCUUAAAAUGCUCUAAAGACGUGUCACAUAUAAACGGAAUGGGAGAUUGGUGAGAUAUCAUGAAAAACAAAUUUGUCUUUUACAUGGGCCUCUGUCUUGGUUUAAAACAUCCCCAACAUUUCCUACCAAUCAAUGUACUUAUAAAAGGGUCAGCCUUGUAAAAGAAGUAUUUUCUAUUUAAGAAAACUAGUGCCUUUUUGGUGUUGCAAUUCAGCAGAACGCUUAAAUACAGCGUCUCUUGUAAUUUAGAGUUAAGAGUGGCAACAGUUUCAUUUGUGUGGUAAGAUUUGGAAAGCCUUUUCAUCACUACAAUCUUAGAGGAUUGACAGUACAGGAUUUUUUGUUUAGGGAAAGGAUUAUUUAGACUUUCAAAGACGAAAUGGCUGUGUUGUGGGUCUUUUGGUAAUUCACAAAUACAAAUUUGCUUUGACAGAUCACUAGAUAAUUGCCUCCUCAACUAAAAAAGCAAUAUGUUUAUAUAUGCUGUUCAAUUUAAGUUUUCUGUUAAGUAAUCAUCUCUCAUUCCAAAGACAGAGUGCAAAAAACUUCAGCGCUGCUUGGGAAUCUUAUUUCAACUGCAGAUUAUUUUCCCAAUUGGAAAGCUAUUUUCAUUUUAGAAAAAUGGGUUGUUUGAAGAUGAAAGUUUUUAUUUUUCACAAUUUAUUUUGGUUAUGUGUUCAUAAAUUCUUAUUAAAUAUUUCAUAUACUUUAUUGCAACUACUUUGUUAUUCCUACAUUUUAGAUAAAUGCUAAAAAGGAAACUUGAUUUAAUUGUUCACCAAAUUAAAUAAAUUGAGAAAAUAGUGGUUUGUGUAGAAAUUGGAGAGAAUUGUGUUUUCAUAUUUGGUCAAAUCACAACAGUGCUUCUCUUGUUGUGAAAUGUAAUUAAAUACUUUGCCCUCUGGAACUUGA
Molecule: messenger RNA, 5510 nt
Organism: Dama dama (fallow deer)
Lineage: Eukaryota; Metazoa; Chordata; Mammalia; Artiodactyla; Cervidae
Product: copine-1
Exons: 4
Coding region: 400-3246 (948 amino acids)
Biological process (GO): positive regulation of tumor necrosis factor-mediated signaling pathway; regulation of canonical NF-kappaB signal transduction; regulation of RNA splicing
Cellular component (GO): plasma membrane; nucleoplasm; ribonucleoprotein complex
Molecular function (GO): RNA binding; calcium-dependent phospholipid binding
Source: RefSeq, a predicted model, not a curated record